AUGGUGCCAAUCCUUUUUAUUAUGAAUAGCAUAGCAAGACGUAGUGCAGCGAAAUUACAGAACGAAAUGAAAUCAAAUGGGACCGAAUUAUGCAGGACUUGCUUGAGGAGUACGGAUUUGAUCGACAUAUUUGAUGAUAAGAGGUCUGUGAAGAAACGGACAGAGGAGUUAAAAUUAACUACAGGUUUAGAGAUUAAUUAUAACGAUGGACUAUCACAAAAAAUAUGCAGUCAAUGUGUAAAACUAAUGAAAAUGGCGUUGAAAUUUAGAUUUUCAAGUCGUAAAGCACAGAGGUCUCUCUUGAAAAUGAAAAAGGAAAACUGUGUUAAACUAGAGAAGAAUAAUAUAAGUAAAGAUGGUGGAGACAACGAGGGAGUCGAUGAUUAUGGGUAUAAUUGCUUUGAAGAUGACUUUCAAAAUGAUUAUGAGUAUAAGCACAUAACAACAAAUAGAGUGAAAAAAGCCUUACAGAAAACGAAAAUACUGAAGAAGAAGCGUAUCAAACUACCACUAUCAACAUCAUACAAAUGUAACACUUGUAACAAGGAGUUCCUAAUGAAAGCUACUUACCGGGCCCACAUGAGGUUUCAUACGAAUUACUGUGUUUGUGAGUCUUGUGGCAAGCGAUGCAGGAACCACAAUCAGCUCCAGGAGCACAAACGAGCGAGACAUGGUCUGGGCAAGAUCCACAAAUGUGCAUACUGUGAAUAUAGUUCAGCCACUAAGGAGGCACUGACGAUCCACGAAAGACGACACACUGGCGAACGGCCAUACAUCUGUGACCAUUGUGGAGCCAGUUUCCACAGACGGUCCACGCUCGUGCAACAUAUAGCCAUACAUCUCCCAGAGAAAAACUUCCAAUGUGACAUGUGCCCCAAACGACUGAAAUCGAAGAAGUUCCUCCAAAUACAUAAGCAUAACGCACACACGGGAAAACGUUACGCGUACCUGUGUCCGAUAUGUGAACAUCGCUUCGAGAAACCGAAUAAGGUGCGCGCACACACGCGAAGGGUACACGGUGUGCCAGACGAGCAGCACGGAGCUAUAAUACGGAUUCAGCUCUGA
Molecule: messenger RNA, 1065 nt
Organism: Leptosia nina
Lineage: Eukaryota; Metazoa; Arthropoda; Insecta; Lepidoptera; Pieridae
Source: the annotation of a GenBank genome assembly